Messenger RNA from Babesia ovata, 357 nucleotides. RefSeq lists its product as uncharacterized. Lineage: Eukaryota; Apicomplexa; Aconoidasida; Piroplasmida; Babesiidae. The transcript has a single exon. Bases 1 to 357 code for a protein of 118 amino acids. The record is from RefSeq and is a predicted model, not a curated record.
AUGGUUGUUUUCCCUCUUCAUGUUGCUGUAAAUUUCGAAGAUCUUCUGCUUGAAUACCCGCCUGUCAUGCCAGUAGAAAUCAUAGCACGCGUCACAAAUCUGGUUGCUCAGGGUCCUGAGCUUCUCCUCGGUCAUGUCGACUUUGGGUUCUUCCUGCCGGAGCUCUGUGAGGCCGCGCUGCAGACACUCGAAGAACUUGCCUCCAUACGUGUCCCGGAUGUUCUGCUUAUCCUGUUCGAGAAUCUCCUUGAUGCUAUACGUCUCAUUCUCUCCAGUUUUGGCGCGCUUGGCGCCCUUUGUCUUGUUGGCCAUGGCGGCAGGGGCUCAACAAGCCGCCCGAGGCGUCACGUGAAUUAA